AAAACCUUUUGAAUUAUGCGUGUGUGUACAAAUUUUCGCUUUUUGUUGUCAUAGAUUUGCACUCCGGCGUUCAAUUCAAGUUAUUACCUUACAUGAUGUUUGACAAGUGCGGUUAACAUUGACACUGCGUGAGCUCGUUGACAGCUACAGGCCAGUUUGAUAGCUAGCAUCACCAUAAACAUUGAAAGAAAGAAAAAACAGGUGUAUCACCCCACACCAAUUGAUACCAUCCCGUUGGACUUGAGGCACGUUGAAGGCCAGCCACGUGGCUCUGUUUAGAACAGGUUGCAAAGAACGACGAGGCGUUGUUUACUUUUUUUUCUAUGAAUUUGCUCGAUUCUAAUCGCCUCUCGUUUGCGGCGGUGGUUUUCUACCGGAAUGCACCAGCUGUGUGAAUUGUUGGGUCAGGUGUAAGGUAGCGUAACGAACAGGUCGUGCUAAUUAGCACUGCUAUCGAAAGUGGCUGGAGUUAUUUAAUUCAAACUAUAAAAGCGAAUCAAUCGUUCAUUACUGGAAAAAGAACUGACAUAGCUGAUUUUGAACAGGCGAAUGUCAAAAUGCCGAGAUUUAUCAAUGAAUGGUUAUCAAAUAACAAACUGAUCUUAAUUAUCUUCAUUCUAGAAACAGUGAAAUCAAUGUAAACCAUUUAAGAAAAUUUUCAUGUUAAAAAAACAUCAAUGAGUUUGAGAAUGUCAAAACCCCGAGAUUUAUCAAUGGUUAUCAAAUAACAAACAAACAUGUCGGAUUUGUUAACGCUGCAUUCUAGAACCAAAUCAAUUCAAUUAUUAAAAGAACUGCUAUGAUUUCAAUUUGUCAAAACGCCAAGAUUUAUCAAUCAAGGAUGCCCAUCAAUGUCUCGGUAGACGAUCAUCAACCGAAUGGAACUAGCAACGGGACGGAAACUGUCAACGGCGGCGCCGUCAACAACGGUUUCGUACUGGAAGAUCUCAACGGCAAGAGGACAACGGCUUCGAAUGGCGCAGAACAUCACCACGGACCACACCACGGACACGACCAUCACUACCAUCUGCACCACCACCACAUUCGGGAGAAACCUGGCCAUGACUACACGGAGGACGUCAUCACGACGCACGGAGUCCAGCCCCAUCACAAAACGACCUACGCGGAAACGAUGAUCCACAUGCUCAAGGGCAACAUCGGAACCGGAUGCUUCGCGAUGGGCGAUGCGUUCAAGAACGGUGGACUUGUACUAGCCACGGUACUGACCUUGUUCAUAGGCUUCGUGUGCGUCCACUGUCAGCACGUACUGCUGAACUGUGCCAAAAAGGUGCACAACGAUCAACAGAACAAAGGCCGCCCGCCGGAUUUUGCGGAAACUGUUGGUCUCUGCUUCGAACAAGGUCCACCAAGGUUCCAGCGAUGGGCCAAACCCAUGAAGAUGGCCGUCAACAUCUUCAUCUGCGUGACCCAACUCGGCUUUUGCUGCAUCUACUUUGUCUUCAUCAGUUCGAACUUUAAGCAGAUUUUCGAUCGCUACGACAUGGUUCUGGACGUACACUACCACAUGGCGCUGCUGCUGAUACCGAUCAUCCUUACCUCGAUCAUUACCAAGCUCAAGUUCCUCUCGUACUGCUCGAUGCUGGCCAACGUGUGCAUGUUUCUGGGCGUCGGCAUCACGUUCUACUACGCCUCCAUAGAUCUGCCGCCGCUAACGGAACGUAACUUCGUCGCGGACUGGAACAAGCUACCGCUGUUCUUCGGCACGGCCGUCUUCGCCUUCGAGGGUAUCGCUCUCGUCCUACCGCUUCAAAAUGAAAUGAAGAACCCACAUGAGUUCCGCAAAACUUUCGGCGUACUCAACAUCGGUAUGGUGUUCAUCAUACUGCUGUUUACGGCUUUCGGAUUCAUCGGUUAUCUACAGUGGGGCGAAGAUGUCGCCGGAAGUAUGACGCUCAACCUACCGGAAAACGAAAUUUUGGCCGAAAGCGUCAAGGUCAUGAUUUCCAGCGGCGUCCUGCUCGGUUUCGCGCUGCAGUUCUUCGUGGCCAUCAUCAUCAUGUGGCCCUCGGUCGAGUGCCGGCUAAACAUUACCAAACACAAAACCCUGUCGGAAAUGGGCUUCCGAGUCGUGAUGGUUCUAGUGACAUUCGUCAUUGCGGAAUGCGUACCGAACCUCAGUCUGUUCAUCUCGCUGAUCGGGGCGCUCUGCUCGACGGCCUUGGCGCUGGUGUUUCCGCCCAUCAUCGAGCUGAUCGUGGCGUACACAGACCCGAAGCAGCGGCCCGGCCGAUGGAUGGUGGCGAAGAACGUGGUCAUUCUGGUGCUGGCCCUGAUCGGAUUCUUCACCGGAAGCUACGAAAGCUUGUCCAACAUUGUCAAACAGUGGCUGUAGCAGGUCGUGCAAAGCCGCGACCAGUGAUCCUCGAACACGGGUACUGACGGGCCGAACGAGCUCGGUCAGUUGUUUUGAUUGUUAAGAUUUUAGAAUAUUGUUUUAUCGAAAUAGAGUGGACCAAUUUUACUGUAAA
Culex pipiens pallens (northern house mosquito) is the source of this 2489-nucleotide messenger RNA. RefSeq names its product proton-coupled amino acid transporter-like protein CG1139. Bases 800 to 2353 code for a protein of 517 amino acids. Gene Ontology annotation, molecular function: amino acid transmembrane transporter activity. Lineage: Eukaryota; Metazoa; Arthropoda; Insecta; Diptera; Culicidae. Gene Ontology annotation, cellular component: vacuolar membrane. Gene Ontology annotation, biological process: amino acid transmembrane transport. The record is from RefSeq and is a predicted model, not a curated record. The transcript has 4 exons.